Pelobates cultripes (western spadefoot toad) is the source of this 393-nucleotide messenger RNA. The record is from the annotation of a GenBank genome assembly. NCBI's taxonomy places the organism in Eukaryota, Metazoa, Chordata, Amphibia, Anura, Pelobatidae.
AUGGAUCCGGCCUACAACUACCCUCUCCUGGCCUUCAAAGCAGCUGCACGGCCACGCAGGCACCGAAAACCGACAAUGGGGGAAACAAACUCAAGCUACCCAAGCACAUGUACCCGCUACCACUCACAAGCAAGCAAGCCCACCGGGCAACCCUCACGCUCCGGCAUCCCAUCUGCCCGGGCUACCCCACACAACCCAGCCCUGAAACGCUACCUACCUGGGCCGGGGGUUGACAUGAGUUCCCCCAGAAUUUACCAUCUUCACUCCUCUGAGGUCUCCAGCCAUCGCAUGCUACCUAAGAACGCAGACAGGAGACCCGUGCCCGCCAUCCACGCAGCAGCCUACAAACAUCACCUGCCUAUCGCAAUGCUAGCCUAUCCAAGACAGACCUGA